Messenger RNA from Bombyx mori (domestic silkworm), 3373 nucleotides. RefSeq lists its product as uncharacterized. The record is from RefSeq and is a predicted model, not a curated record. The transcript is spliced from 2 exons. Gene Ontology annotation, biological process: DNA replication, removal of RNA primer. NCBI's taxonomy places the organism in Eukaryota, Metazoa, Arthropoda, Insecta, Lepidoptera, Bombycidae. The coding region runs from base 610 to 2115 and encodes 501 amino acids. Gene Ontology annotation, molecular function: nucleic acid binding; RNA-DNA hybrid ribonuclease activity.
AAUAAAAUUUUACUGACAGGUGACAUUCCACCGUCAUGGCGAAGUCAAAUAGUAUUGCCAUUUUUAAAGCCGUCUAAGGUACAAUCUGAUAUCAAAUCAUAUCGUCCGAUAGUUUUGUCAUCGGUGAUCACAAAAGUUGUUGAACAUUUAAUUAAAAAUCGGCUUGAAUGGUAUAUAGAAAAUAACGAAUAUCUGUCCCAAACUCAGUUUGGAUUUCGAAAAGGUAAAAGUGUGGGGGACAAUUUAGGCAUAUUAGUUACGGAUAUUCGUAAUGCUUUCUCAGAUAAAAAGUCAGUAGUUGCUGCUUUUUUGGAUAUUAAUUCGGCUUAUGAUAACGUUCUAUUACAUAUUCUAAAAAGUAAAUUAGAUAAAUUAAAGGUUCCCUAUUUUUUAACUAAUUCCAUUGUAAAUCUUCUUUCGGAGAGGAAAAUUAUUUUAGAUGUUGGCGGCCCUUAUAAGCCUAGUAGGCUGGUAUGGAGAGGUUUGCCACAGGGGUCUGUUCUGAGUCCUUUAUUGUACAAUAUUUAUACAUAUGAUCUAGAAGGUUCAGUCGGAGAUUCAGCAAGUUUAUUACAGUAUGCCGAUGACUUGGUUAUUUAUGCCUCUGAUAUGUCUGUAAGUACUGCUGAACGAUAUGUUUCCUCCUCUUUAUCUUUGCUAAAAAUCUGGAUGGAUGCAAAUGGCCUUGAUCUGUCUCCCUCAAAAAGUACUGUUGUACUUUUCACCAAAUCCCGUACUCCUUGCUCACUUAAUAUAACAUAUGAUGGGGAUAUAUUACCCAUUAGGAAUCAAGUUAAGUUCUUAGGAGCUAUUCUUGAUUCUAAACUAACGGGUCAACCACACUGCGAAUUUGUGGUUAGUAAAUGUGAGCGAAACUUGAACAUGCUGAGAUGUCUCGGUGGGGUUUGGUGGGGUGCUCACCUGGCUACACUGAGGUUGGUGUAUAAUGCUGUCAUUAGAAGUGUACUGGAUUUUGGGACCUUUUUCUUAGACCCAGGUAAUGUGGCUGGCUUUAGAAAACUAGAUCUCAUACAGUCUAGGGCUUUGAGGAUUGUUUCUGGUGCCAUGAAAUCGAGUCCGGUUAAUGCUCUGCAAAUAGAAUGUUGUGACCCUCCUUUAAACUUAAGACGUCAAUAUCUGUCCGAUAGAUUCAUUUUUAGAAUUGUUCAGUUCCAUAAUCAUCCCCUCAUUUCGAAACUAGAGUUUCUUUCUAAAAAAGUACCCUCUUCACAUAAACCUUUACCUUGUCUGUUAAAAAGUUUCCUGAAAUUCAAACAAUUACAAGCCCCAACUCAUUCUUUUCAGGUGCUCCCUUUAUUUGGCGCUUCUUAUGAUUCUCUCUUACUUUCUCCAGUGAUUUGCUUUUCUCUUGGCAUUGAAAAAUCUGAUUUUAAUGCCAAUGAAAAUUUUAAUUGCAAUGUCAAUAGUAAAUGGCCUAACUGGCAUCAAAUUUAUACAGAUGCAUCUAAACACUCCAGUGGGUGUGUUGGUGUUGGAGUGUAUCACAAACAGUACAACAUAGUUCAGAAAAUUAAAUUACCUCCGGAAUCAUCGGUCUUUACCGGUGAAUGUUUUGGACUAUUGAAAGCUCUUGAAUAUGUGCUGUCUUUCAAACUAAAAAAAACCGUUGUAUUUACUGAUUCCUUAAGUGCAUUACAGAGCUUAGCAAAAUUUUCACUAAAACUUAACCCUUUUUUUCAUGUAAUAUUUGAAUGUAAGAGAAAGCUGUUGCACUGCCAAUCACACAACUAUUUAGUAUCAUUUUGUUGGGUACCUAGUCACUGUGGCAUAUCUGGAAAUGUGAAAGCUGACAGUUUGGCCAACAGUGCUACUGUGACCGGUGACGUAUACCCGUACAAGAAUUUUGGCCAUGAUCUUGCUGCUUUGCCCGGCAUAUGCCUCCACAAAUCGUGGAAUAUGUGUUGGGAAGAGAGCGGCCGGAUUAAGGGUCGUUUCUUGUAUGCUAUACAGUCUUCCGUUCCCAGGAAGCCAUGGUUUGCCAAAUUGUCGUUUGGUAAAACCGCCACUUCUACUAUAAUUCGUAUGCGUCUGGGACAUAACAGCCUUCCAGUUCAUUUGCACAAACUUGUUUCCUUCGUUUUUUAUUAUUUAUAAACUGUAAAUAAAUAAAACGGCGAAUUAUAAAAACGUUAUUACUUGACGCUGGCUAAUGCACAAAACGUGCCAGAGCCAAAAAUAAAGAAGAAGAAGAAGAAAUAACCAUGGCAAGUUACACGAUUGAGCAGCACGUCCAGAUGAUAAAAUUUUAUUAUCAAAAUGAGUGUUCAUUAGUGCAAACGUUGCGCGCAUUACGUCCAUUUUACGGCAGACGCGGUGGCCCUUCAAAGUCGACUCUACAACGUUUGGUGACCAAAUUCGAGACUACUGGUUUGGUAAACAACCAACCAACACCCUUACGUCAAAGGAACGCCAGAUCGGCCGAAAACAUCGCUGCUGUACGUGAGAGUGUGCAGGAGACUCCGAGGCAGUCGAUUUCUCGCCGUGCACAAGAACUCAGCCUUUCGCAGACUUCAAGUUAGCGAAUUUUGUGUCAGGACUUAAGCCUACACCCGUACAAGAUCCAACUGACCCAGGAGCUUAAAGUGAAUGACCAUAGACAACGCCGUUUGUUCGCUGACUGGGCUACAGAACGUUUGGAAGAGGACCCCGAUUUUGGCCGAAAAAUCAUCUUUAGCGACAAAGCGCACUUUUGGAUGAAUGGUUUUGUUAAUAAGCAAAAUUGCCGUAUAUGGGAGGAUCACAACCCACAUGAGGUUCACCAGGUGUGAACCUCAUGUGGGUUGUGCAUCCACAAAAAGUUACUGUUUGGUGCGGAUUUUGGGCCAGCGGCGUCAUCGAUCCGUACUUCUUCGAAAACGAUGAUGGCGUGGGCAUUACUGUCAACGGCAAGCGCUACAGAUCAAUGAUUAACAAUUUCUUUUGGCCUGAAUUGAACAAUAUGGACGUAGAUAACAUGUGGUUCCAACAAGACGGCGCUACGUGCCACACAGCGAGCGACACAAUGGACAUUCUGCAUGAACGGUUCGAGGGUAAGAUUAUCUCUCGCAGAGGUGACGUGAAUUGGCCACCAAGAUCAUGCGAUUUGACCCCGCUAGACUUUUUCUUGUGAGGUUUUCUAAAGUCGCAGGUCUAUGCCAAUAAUCCGCAAUCAACCGAUGCCUUGAAAGUCAACAUAACGCAAGCCCUUGCUCAAAUUCAGCCAGAUCUAUGCAGUAGAGUAAUAAAAAAUUGAACCUCUCGGAUCCGUGCCACCGUUCGAAGCCGCAAUGGACAUUUAAACAAUGUCAUAUUUCAUUAAUAAUGGCGUAAUUGGGCCAUUCAAAUAAAUAAAUAAAUUCUUUAAUAUCUCACA